This is a messenger RNA of Cephus cinctus (wheat stem sawfly), 8494 nucleotides long. RefSeq names its product transient receptor potential cation channel subfamily V member 4 (gene iav). NCBI's taxonomy places the organism in Eukaryota, Metazoa, Arthropoda, Insecta, Hymenoptera, Cephidae. The transcript is spliced from 13 exons. Gene Ontology annotation, molecular function: protein binding; calcium channel activity. Gene Ontology annotation, biological process: calcium ion import across plasma membrane. Bases 4153 to 7548 code for a protein of 1131 amino acids. The record is from RefSeq and is a predicted model, not a curated record. Gene Ontology annotation, cellular component: membrane.
GAAGUGCUAAUGACAUUACACAUUGAUGCUGGAAAACAGUGUUUAUGAGAGCAACGUACAUACGAUUAGUAUAUUUAGGUUAGCAUGAUUUAUAUGAAAUAGCAAAAUAAUUCAUGCCUCAAGGAAACUUCGAGAAACUUUUGACAAGUACUCGGCAAUUCCAUCAACCACAGCGUUAUUAGCCUCUGAUAUUACAUCCUGCCAAAAAUUACGUUGUGGCAAUUCAAUGAGGGUGCUAAUCGAGUCUUUGUUGUUCUUCCUGCCAUAAGGUAGAUACAUACAUAUAUACAUAUGCAUGUAUGAUAUUUCGCGCGACAGAGAAUCGACUACUGUGCAUGAAAACUAUUCAUUUGGCCAUUAAUUCACGAUUUGCAAGAUCGCGUCAAUCUUAUAAUAUAUUUUAAAUUAUUAAGAACCAAGCAGGAAAGUACUUUUUGACCUAAGACCUCUUUGAGAUGUCUAUAACCAGAACGUAACAUUUUCUAACGGCAUCUUGCGAAUGCCGCCUUUAUUCGUGCUUUCUGGGAAUCAUCAUGUUUUUUUCUUCCAUUCAUUUCCAUCGGCACCACAGUCCAUGAAGUGAACGCGAAAUCCUCUGGUACUAGGAAAUAAUAAUCGACAUUUCUUUUCCCGGGAAUUUUAAAAUCGACGAAAGACAUUCGUAGAAACGCGCAUCAAAGGGCUAUUGAUAAAUACGCUAACAAUGCGAAAUUCUAUGCGCUAAACAAUGUAAGAUCGUUGAAAACAAUUGAUUUUUAUCAGUGAAAAAAUUUGGUUUGCUUCAGUGACGUUUCCACGAAAAAAAAAUAGCAAGCUAACAUUAAGAUUUUUAUGAAUUUUUUAGCAAUCACGUUGCACAUGCACCGAUGCAUUUUUAACUGUUUGAUCGAGGUAUCUCACGUAUCUACAUAUGAAAACUAAAACACAUAUUUGACCGAUGAACGGGAAAAAAAAAUUUCGCACAUUUAUAUCCGAUUUCAUUCAACACUCGUCGUUUCCGUGACCUUUCGACGUAUGAAUAAGCUGUGAAUAGUCAGGUGGUACAAAAGGAAUAUGAAAACCUUCUGAAAAAAGUCGAAACCAGUAUUUCAAAUAAAUCGAAUGCGUAAUACAAGGCAUAAUACGUUCGAAUGUUCUAGAUGAGGUAUUCGAUAUUUCAAUAUUAACAUUACACAUCGCCUUAUUAUAUUGGAAGGGAAAAGAAGAGAGGAAAAGAAGUUAAACAUACAAUGCAGAUACUGACUCAGCGAUGUGUACAUAUCAGCUGGAAUAUUUCACUAAUUCUUAACAUUCGUUUCUUUCUGUCGUACAUUCUAGAACCAAAUGGCAUAUUCUCUUAUUCAUAUACAUACGUCUUACCAAAUGGUUCAACGGUAAUUACAGACAUGCUAAAUUACUUCUCGCACGACUAUUGCCAUUCGAAUUAUUUCAAAUGACGCGUAUUAUUACGAUGCUUAUACGCUAAAAAUUUUCUUCAAUUAUUCUAAGUCGAUCGUACAUGGACGGCUGUUCGGUCAUCGUAUGAACACAAUCAACCGUGGCUGGUCAAAUAUUUCUGAAUGACUGUGUUUACGUAUAUAUAGAUAUUCCAUACGUUACAUAUUGAUUUCGAAAUUGUACAUUUUAUCCCUGGUUACCUGAUACAUGUGGUACAUACAGAGUAAUUUCAGGUAAACGUAUCAACUGAAGUUAGCUUCUCUAUUUGCUUUCUACGACAGAGCCAACUUCAGUACGUAGAUCCUAUAUCGAAUAAUUCUGUAUUAUUCAAGUAAUGACGUCGAUAAUAAUUGUACAGUACGAAUACAAGUUCACUGAACCCCGUGAAAUAGGUGAAACAAUAAUAGAACAUGGAAUCAUGCCAAGCAUGAGAGAAUAACGAUCAUAUUUAUAUAAUCGUUGCGAUAUCAAGGUUCAAGUAUCAUUUUCAUGAAAGGAGUGUAGUCGAGAAAUCCAAUGCGGAUUAAGGGCAGGUUUCAGGGAUUUUCGAUAGCAGCCGAGCAGUUAUUCGUGAAAAACUUUUUUCCGAGGGAACUUCCUCGAGAAAAGAAGGCCAGUAAUCCAAGUAAACUUCAGUCUCUCCUCUUAUAUUCUUUUCCUCCUAUUCCCCUUGUUUCUUCGUCUUAUUUCGUACAUCACGUACGAAACGUUCUUCGAAACUUAUCUACCGGGUGCCCAUUAAAAAUUUAUCAAACCUGAGACCGGGCUCCCAAAACCUAUUAGGAUCCAGAUUUUUGUACGAUUUAACGAGGAAAAAGUUCAUUCAUAAAUUAUUAUGUUUAUUUGUUCCUCGUGCGAAAUAAUUAUAACUUAUAUGUAUAAUAUAUCGCUUUGUAAAAAACGACCAACCCGCACUCAGUGUCACGCGCGUUCGAUACCUGUUAUCAUUGUAAUUAUUUAUGCCACAGUUGACCCUCAUCUAUAAUAUUCGAUGCGGGGACCUACGUCAAACCAGCCAGAGCUCUACCCUGCUAAAAAUCUCUAUGAAAAAAAGGUGCUUCGCUACCUGACUAUUAGUCAUAGGAUACGUUCGUGAAAACAUGAACAUGUUUAUGAAAACACAUAUCACGUGUAAUUCUGCCGUAGCUGGCGUGACAGAAUGGUAACAUCCGUAUGCAUGAGUACAAACGUCACUUUAUCUUUGUGUCCAAUUAGCAGCCAUACGAUGAUGUACAUAUGAAUAACGCCUCGUUAUCUGCUUACGAAUCGUAUUCCAGUGAAUUCUAUAGAAAUUUAUCAGCUAUGCUGACGUCACGAUUGGAUCUGUAUAAAAUCAUAAUUUUUGUACUAUUUUUUUUUUUCAUUUUCCGUAAACGUCGCCAAAACGUCCGUCCGAUAAGCGAUGAUUCAGAAUUUUUGGCGAUAUCAAACUUUUGAGAAAAGCAAUUUCGUAAGAAGUAUCUCUGUCUCUUACUUUUUCAUACAAUUAAUGUCACGUCGAUACCAUUGCGCGGGUACACAAGUGUCCCGUGUAUAUUUUUCAAGAUUGAAUGCCGAAUAUAACGCAAAUCAAAUAAAUACGUUGCUUUUAGGGAAAAGUACAAUUGUUGAAAAUAAAAAAUAUUUUUACUUCUCACAACUCUUUGCAGUCAAUAUUUUUUCUCAACUGUUCAAUCAGAAUUAGCAGAUUUGACACCCGUAACGUUCCUAUCGAAAUUUAGGACAUGGCUUUACUCGUAUCUUUUAAGUUUCUUCCGAGGCAGCAGAGAAGUAAAAAAUUAUUAUUUUCCAUCCGAAAAUAUCAUAGCCGUGAGUUCGGCAAUAACUCAAUGAAGCUUUUGUUUAUUGCCUUUUGGGCUGAGCCGUCGAAUGCGGCUCGUACGUUCCUUGCGGAAAUGUAGCUAAAUGGGUUAGCACGUUAACGCGAUUAAAAGUUACCACGUUAAUACGGUUACGAUCGAUCAUCCGCUUCGCGUAACGGUAUUGAAAUACGAAAAUUGGAACAGUCGAUUACCUGUAUUACGUAAGAUCAGCGGUCCGAAACAAAGGGUCAUAACGAUUUGCGCUUUGAUUUGCCUUCCGCGCGGCUCGAUUAGCAUUCUUCUUUUUAUAAAGAAUUCCGUUGGAACCAAAGCUUGACCCAAAUAUGAAUUCAAGGCCGAGCUAGAGGUUCGAGGCGCGGAGUACGGUGUAUCUAGAUACAAGUAAGCCAGACCAGCCGGUCAGACCUUGCACCUACGAGGCAUAGAGAGCCAGGCGUCCUUGCUCCGAAUGAAAAAGUCAAAAAGAAUAAUUUGACUGUAUCGGGUAAUUAAGGAUAAGAAAAUACCGAGAAAAAUGAGCAAAGUGGUCGAAGGUUCCUUGACGAAAAUUGAGGGGAGCUACAUAGGGCCGAUAAGGCGAUAUCGCUAUCACCCCAGUGACCCUAUGGUGUCUGCUGGCACCAGGUACUGUUUAUAGAUUGCGCAAGUCCCGCGUUGCUAUAGCACAAAUCGUUCCACCUGCCAGCAGUCUAAAGCAAUCUGGAGUAGCCAAGUGAAGUAGGCAGGUAGCGUCUCGAGGAAGAAGAGUGCCGAUCAUAGAUGAGAAAUUACGAACCGUAUGUCGUCGACGAUUCCGAGGGGUUCGGGCGGACCGGAGUGCCUGAGUUCUACGUGAAUGGACGAUAAUCCAGGGGGCUUCGGGGCACGGGAAGAGCCAGAAGGAGAUGUCUGAAUGGGUGGUAUAUGCUCCUGUCGAGGUCGAGGUAGCCAGGUCAAUGCUGGCUCCAUCCUGGAUCGGGUGAUCAGUCAGGCGAGCAACGAGGAUCAGUGUUUACUCUAUCGAUUGGCUAAUUACAAGAAAGGAGGAGAGCUCGUCGAAUCGUAUAAUGCCGGUGGGCAGGCCGAGGUGGAGAAGGUUAUUCGCGAGCAGUUUGGCAUUCUGAUGUAUGCCGACGGUAAGGGUCAGAUCAUUAACAGGGCGGAGUAUUUGCGAUGGAAAUUCCGGGACCUGGAGCAGGUCGUGUUACCGAUAGAAGCAUCGCUAUCGCGUUUCGAUCCUCUGGCUCAGUGGAGCGAUCACGAGGCUUGCUGGCAGAUGCAGUAUCGGGGCUCACUCGGGGAGACCCUGUUACACGUACUGAUAAUAUGCGAUACACGGAUCCAUACGCGGAUAGCGCGUACGUUGCUCAAGUGCUUUCCAAGGCUGGCCAUCGACGUGGUGGAGGGUGAAGAGUACCUCGGAGCCAGCGCGCUGCACCUGGCUAUAGCCUAUAACAAUAACGAACUGGUCCAGGACCUGGUCGAGGCUGGAGCUAUAGUGUCCCAGAGAGCAACAGGAAGCUUCUUUCUGCCGAGGGAUCAGCAGCGACUACGUCCGGCUCGUAACACAGAUUACGAAGGUCUUGCCUAUCUAGGGGAGUACCCGCUUGCCUGGGCAGCCUGCUGCGCCAACGAGAGCGUCUAUAACCUCCUACUUGAUUCAGGCGCUCAUCCCGACGAACAGGACUCUUUCGGGAACAUGAUUCUGCACAUGGUCGUCGUCUGCGACAAACUGGACAUGUUCGGUUACGCUCUGCGUCAUCCAAAACUUCCGGCCCGGAAUGGCAUCGCGAACUCUGCUGGGUUCACUCCGCUGACUCUCGCCUGCCAGCUGGGACGUGCUGAAGUCUUUCGAGAAAUGCUCGAGCUAUCUGCUCGAGAGUUUUGGCGAUAUAGUAAUAUCACUUGCUCGGCGUAUCCACUUAAUGCACUCGACACGCUGUUACCCGAUGGUAGAACGAACUGGAACUCGGCGCUGUUCAUAAUCCUAAACGGCACCAAGGAGGAGCAUCUGGACAUGCUAGAUGGCGGCAUAAUUCAGCGAUUGCUGGAAGAGAAGUGGAAAACUUUUGCACGACUUCAGUUCCUCAAGAGACUCGUCAUCCUCGUCUUUCACUUGAUUUCCCUGUCGCUGGCUGUUUACUUGAGACCCGGUGAAAUGGACAGUGAACUUUUAAAGUGGCCCGAAGAAAUAACGGAAAUUGCAAGAACCAUUGCCGAAUGCAUCACCGUUCUUGGUGUACUAAGUUACAUCCUGCUCCAGCUUGGUGGUGAAGUAGUCAACAUCGGCCUUCUUUCCUUUCUCAAGCAACUGAGUCACGAGCCAGCAAAGUUCAUCUUCCUGAUCAGUAACAUCCUUAUACUCGCGUGUAUCCCAUGUAGAAUGGCUGGUGAUCGUCACGCGGAGGAUGCCAUUCUCGUAGUAGCCGUACCUGGCUCUUGGUUCUUGCUGAUGUUUUUCGCAGGUGCAGUACGUCUGACUGGUCCGUUCGUCACAAUGGUUUACAGCAUGAUAACCGGAGAUAUGCUGACCUUUGGUAUCAUCUACAUGGUCGUACUCUUUGGAUUCUCACAGUCCUUUUAUUUCCUCUACAAAGGAUUUCCAGGGGUCAAAUCAUCUCUAUACAGUUCGUAUCCCUCCACCUGGAUGGCCUUGCUGCAAAUCACCCUUGGCGAUUACAAUUAUUUUUUUUUUCAGUAUACCGACCUGAGCCACACGACCUAUCCCAACCUGAGUAAAGCAGUCUUCGCCAUCUUCAUGGUACUCGUGCCUAUAUUGCUGCUCAACAUGUUGAUAGCCAUGAUGGGUAACACGUACGCUCAUGUAAUCGAGCAAAGUGAAAAGGAAUGGAUGAAGCAGUGGGCCAAGAUCGUCGUUUCAUUGGAACGCGCCGUUUCGCAGAAGGAUGCUCACAAUUAUCUACAAGAGUACAGUAUCAAACUGGGUCCGGGAGACGACCCGAAUAAUCCAGCCUCGGAGCAGCGCGGCGUGAUGGUCAUCAAGAGUAAAUCAAAAACAAGAGCCAAACAACGAAAGGGCGCUGUGUCUAAUUGGAAGCGCGUGGGAAAGGUGACGAUAAACGAGCUAAGGAAACGCGGAAUGACCGGCGAGGAGUUACGAUGUAUUAUGUGGGGUCGUGCAUCAUUCUCAACACCCGUUAGAGUGCCAGCAAGUCCCAAUAUCGGAGAACCAGACGCAGCCGGUUCGACGGUUACCGGAGGCUUCGGUGACGCUUUGACGGCUGCACUGGACGUAAUGGCGCUUGCACACGAUCUCGACCUGAGUACGGCCACCCAAGGGAUACCAACUACGAGUAAUCAAACGUCUAAGGUAGCGAAUGUUCAAGGGAAGGUUCGGCCGAGUAAUCAAGGACAAGCUGGACUCGCGGUACAGAGGCCGGUUCAACCGCUAUCUCAAUCUGCGCCCCAACCGCAAGCUCAAUCACACGGACGAAGUACGGCUGAUAUCGUCCAUGAAUUCGGCGAUAAGAAAACGCUCGAGUCUAUCGAUCCUGAAGCUGUCAAUACGAAAGCUCGUGAAGUGGCAGGAAAUAUAUUCGGCGCGAGGUGUCUGGAUAAAGCUGAAAUCGAGAUACCGAGUACAAGCGCGGAGACGGAGGGAGCCGAUCCUUUGCUUGAGCUUGUGAUAGCCUCGGAAAACUCCAGCUGCGAUCAACAGGCUUUACUGAAGAUGGCCGGGUCAGCGCGUGACCUCAGCGAGUUCCCGCUGAAGAGCGCGGUCAAUGUGCAGCUUCUAGAACGUUUUUCAAUUACGAAGAUACUUACGUCUAAUAGGUUGGCUACCGUGCAUAAGAAGGAGCUUCUGCUCGAGUCUAGUGACAAUGACGUUUGCAAUGACUCUUUGUUGGGAGCUGAGGCAAGAUUACGGAGGAUUAGAUCAGCGAACAGUAGAUACGUUUUGGAAAAAAGGCAAUUUCGCCGAGACGACGGUAGCUCGUCUUCCUCUCCUUCGGUAGAUACCGUUUCCGGUUAUCGAAUUCUUAAAAACGAACCGGACGAAACGGUCAAUGUGGCUUCCGUCGGAUCUGCCGAGACUAACGAGUCGACCAGGACGGAAAAUUCUAACGGCGCCAAGAGUCAUCGUAAGCGACGGGCCAAAACGGCAAAAAACAGGGUAUCUCCGAAAGAGAUGUUUGACUCUUCAAAGAGAAGAGAAUCAGAUUACGGGAAAAAAGUUGCCUCCCCACCGAAUUCGCCCACUGAUCCUUUGGAACCGUGGAGCACUCGUGGCAUCAAAGAUAUGAAUACGAUAUUAGCAUGGAAGGAAAACGGACCGGACAGCCCAUAAAGAAUAUUCACUUUCAACAAAUUUGUAAAAGCUGAAAGAAAAUUUGAAUUUCAACUUUUACCAAGGCACGGACAUUGGUUAUAUACAAGAGGCAAUGUCCCGUAUCCAUUUCGCUGCCGCGAAACGAGAAAUCCAUUCGCAAAAGGGAAUAUCAAUAUUUCGAAGUUUCAACGCUGCGUGAUAGAGCAAGGAUUAUAUUGUGAUUUAUGACGCGAGUAGUCAAGGUUAUUUUGGUAAUAUUUGUCACUGGAUUUCGUACAUAUAAUAUCGAGGGACUAAAUUGGACUAUAAAACCCAGGACGUAUGAAAAAUAGGACGUACCUAACUUCUUUGGCCUCUUGACGUUCCUGGGCAAUACAGCCAUAACGAAUUUCCUGCAUUCUCAGUGACAUUGCGCAAUAUGUAUGACGUAUCAUAUGCAAUUUAUAACAGACUGGAUGAGUAUAUCGAAAGAAUUAUAUAGAACGAUUUACCACAGUGAAAAUAUAUUAAAACGUAUAUCGUCGUUUAAUUUAUACUUGAUCGUGACUACAAUGUGUACUUUAGUUAAUUCGCGAAUUACCUGAUGUACAAAAAAUUCCGAGUCAACGUAAAACCUCAGUUUCAAUUAUAUUCGUAUACGUGUAACACUGAAAUUCGAUCGAUUAAAAUUAUGUGGAUGUACGUAAUAUUAUUUUAUAUUCGAAUAAUUUAACAGAGACGUCAGUCUUGAUUUGUAAUUAAAUAAUUGUACAGUAACAUUAAUACAAUUUGUGCACUGAAACGAGUGACUAAAGAUAACAGAUUAUUUUAUCUGAUAAAAAGCAAUCGAUACUAAUGCAUGGAAGAGAAAAAACUGUGUAUCGCACUGGUAAAAAUAAUUUUUUCUUUUCAGUUACAUUAUUAUUAUGUUGAAUUAAAAGAGUCUUCGAGUGUAUUAUAUUUGAAAUAAAAUCUUUUCCUUCUU